CUUGGGUUUACUUGUUUUGAUAAACCAAGUGCCUUGGUCCGGGCGGUCCUUCCCGUGCGAGAAACGUUCUUUUAUUCUUUUUUUCUAGUUUCUCACACGCUGGAGCCGCUCAAUACUAACAUUGUUCUUUGUCUUUUUUCAGCACCCAACCCAGAUCUUCCCAAUGGAUUAUAGCAGAGUCAUCGCAGCCGGUGGGGGCGGAAAGCGGAAAAAAUCCCGGAAGAACCCCCAACCUACUCCCACCAUUGUUCCCGCUCAGGAGGCUGCCCCUUCCCAACCGCUCCCAGAACCUCAGCCAAUUCAGCAGGUCCACCAAGAUCAACUAGAGGCCAUGCUGCUCGAUGAUCGGUUCGGUUCUGACCAAUUGCACCAAUUUUCCCAGCAUUUUGACUCCGUUCGGGGGGAAUCCUCGAAUGCUGGUGAGACCCAUACCGACCACAUUACGGGUCAGGUCGAGCGGAUCUCCCUAUCCGACCCUGUUCAUGAGGUUUUAGAGAGGGCCGGGUCUACAGCGAGCCAGAUCUGGUCUACCUCCUCCUGGUUCAACAACUUUUCCCUUCCUCAGUUGCCGGUCGAGCAAUCUGAAGAAUGUCUGGCUCUGACUGCUCUGAAGAUGGGCUUGUACACCCUUCAGAUGCGGGAGGCCCGCCUGGCCAAAGAGCGGGAACUGAUUGUUGCCCAGUCUUCUGCUGAGCAACAUGCUGCUGCUGCCAUCGCCUCUCUGGAGGCCGAACGGAAAACCUUUGCGGAGGAAAAGCAGAGGCUGGA
Molecule: messenger RNA, 768 nt
Organism: Cuscuta europaea
Lineage: Eukaryota; Viridiplantae; Streptophyta; Magnoliopsida; Solanales; Convolvulaceae
Source: the annotation of a GenBank genome assembly